Juglans microcarpa x Juglans regia is the source of this 2308-nucleotide messenger RNA. Its product is annotated as F-box protein SKIP17-like. The transcript is spliced from 13 exons. Gene Ontology annotation, molecular function: protein binding. NCBI's taxonomy places the organism in Eukaryota, Viridiplantae, Streptophyta, Magnoliopsida, Fagales, Juglandaceae. Bases 171 to 1781 code for a protein of 536 amino acids. The record is from RefSeq and is a predicted model, not a curated record.
CAGGCUUUGAUAGAAUCACAUUGAGUAGCACAAAUACGGUCAGGCCACUCAUCUUCUGAACCCGCAAUUCCCACGUACACGUACACGCGGCACGCAAUCCCUUUCCGUGCCUCAAAGCCAGAGUAGGAUCUCUCUCUAUCUCUGUGUCUGUCUGAUAUCCUCCACCCGCUAUGGAUGCCCUCCUAUACACCCAAACCUCCAUGGCCAAGCGCCCCUGCCCCUGCCCCUCCCAGAUCCCUUUGCUCCAAUCAACACCGCCUCCCGACCACAUGGACCGCCUCCUCGAAUCUUUCCUUGCCCUAUCCGACUCCCAAUCUUCGUCUUCGUCUUCGUCUUCCUCAUUCUCCAUCGACCUCUCCUUCGAUCGUCUUCUCGAGUCCCGGGCCUCCAGCGACGUGGAUCAGAAACUUCUCAUCGACCGCGCCCUCCAGUUAGGCUCCGACCUCCUCGAGGCCGCCAAGCGCUCCGCGCGAAAGCAUGCCUCCAAGCACAACUCCCUUGCCUGGGCCCUCCCUCCCGACCUCACCAUCAAGGUCUUUUCCAUGCUUGAUACACAAAGCCUAUGCUAUGCCGCAGCUACUUGUUCGUUGUUCAACAAGUGUGCCAGGGAUCCUUCAUGCUACGCUGACAUUGACUUGACAACAGUUGUCCCAAAGGUUAACAAUGCAGUUGUGUCCACAAUGAUUCACCGUGCUGCAAAAUCUCUCCGGUCUCUUAAGCUUGGCAUAGUUCCAGGCCCAACAGUGACACCUGGAUCCUGUCAGCCAUUGGUUUAUACCAUAAAAAAUUCUGUGGAUGUGUCUAACUUUUCAUGGAAUGAUAAAAGAUCGAGACAAGGGAGGGAGUCUUCAAUUCUUACUAGAUCCUGUUUGAGCCCAUUAGUUGGUGAUAAUGCAGCUCCAGGGACUCUUUUGAGAGUGUUGCAUCUUUACAAUAUUGAAAGAAUGGAUAACACAUCACUUUGUGGGGCAUUGUCGGCUUGUCCAUCUCUCCUUGAUCUGGAAAUUGUUGGCCUUCAUGUUGAAUUGAGGCAAACAUUGAUGUCAGUGAGUGCAAACUGCCACUUAAUGGAGCGGCUGUUCUUUGAGUCUUCAAAAAUAGGCAGGGAUGACAGUUUAAAAUCGGCAACCUGCAUUGAUCUUGUAAACAAUUGUCCGCAUCUAUCUUCAUUGGCGCUGAGAGGGUUUAAGCUCCAUGAUUAUAAAGUUCGCAUACUUGUUAAGGGAUUUCGGAAGCUAAGAUAUGUUGAUUUUUCGACAUCGUACUCGAUCACUGGAGCAUUUUUAAGGAACCUUGGGAGCAGCGUGGGUGGGAAUUUACUUGAGGUCUUGAUUUUACGGGACUGCAUGCAUCUCAAAGAGGUAGAAGUUGCUCGUAUUGUAACAGCAGUUCUUGCAGGGGAUUUUAGGAGCCUCAGACAUCUUGACAUAUCCAAUAAGGAAGGUUUAGCUUCUGAGGGUGACUGGUAUGAAAGAUGCUACAAGUCUAGUGUCAUUCCUAUAAAGCAGGUUUUGGCAGAAAGGCCUGAUAUGUGUUUUCUGGCUGAGUUUCCAACCGAAGGAAGUUACAUUGAUAUUGAUCAAAUGCUUGACAGUGGGCAAGAUAGUGAAAUCAGUUUGCCAUCACAGUUCAGCAGUCAUACAUCAGAUGCUUCAAUUUUUAUGAGUUCGUCUGAGAGCAGCUACAACAGUGAUCAAGGUAGUGGCAAUGAGGAUGGUCGUGAUGCCGGUUAUGUUAUUUAUGAAGAAAGCUCUGAUGAGGUGGACUUUCUGAUGCUGUAGGAGAGAUACUCAUUGUAUGGCAGGGGAUAGAAAUUUGUUUGCCAGUAAAUGGAUUGGUGUGCUCUUACAUACUUCAAUAACUUGAGGGAGGCUUUUACUGAGUGCAAGCUGUGGUGACACUGACCAACUAACCAUUGGAUCAUGGGGGGUCUGAUGGAAGUGUUUUGUAGAUUGUAGAUUCCAUUACAAAAUGAAUUGAAGCUUGUUAGAAAGGACUCUUGUUUCAGAUUCAGAAUAAUUUCAGGAUAAGCCGGUGAAGAGUUUAAGCACCCCUUGAUCCAUGAAUCGGUAUAUCUGGGUAUUGUCAUUGUUCUAACUGAUGGUGUACUACUACUAUUAAGAUCUUAUUGUAAGAUGUGGAAUAUUGUGAGCAGAAUUAUGAUUCUUGUUAUAACACUGUAAUGCAAUGUAUUAUCCUGCCUGAGUUUUCAGAAUUAAGAUGAAAUACUGCAUGGUCUCCUUGAAAAGUGAGGAACAGGUUACAGGAUAUGAAGAAGAAAUAUUAGUGCCAGUAGUACGUACUUUUA